AUGCCAUUUAAAGUCAAUGCUGAAAUCACUCAAUUUGGUGGUAAAUUACUUAAAUUAACUCAUGAAUCGACAUUUACUAAAACUCCAAUGAACGUAAAUGUUUUCAUUCCUUCAAUUACAAAUAAUAAGAAAAUCCCAGUAUUAUUAUAUCUUUCAGGAUUAACAUGUACUCCUGAAAAUGCUACUGAAAAAUCAUUUUUCCAAUAUUGGGCAAAUAAAUAUGGAUUUGCUUUAGUUUUCCCUGAUACUUCACCAAGAGGAGCCAAUAUUUCUGGAGAAGAUGAAUCUUGGGAUUUUGGAACUGGUGCUGGAUUUUAUGUUGAUGCUAUUAAAGAACCAUGGAAUAAAAAUUAUAAUAUGUAUUCAUAUAUUCAUAAAGAAUUACCUAAAGAAUUGAGUGAAAAUUUUAAAGAAUUGGAUUUUAAUAAUGUUGGUAUUACUGGUCAUUCAAUGGGUGGUAUGGGUGCAUUAGUUGGAUUUUUAAAAGAAAAAGGUCAAUAUAAAUCAAUUAGUGCAUUUGCUCCUAUUUGUAAUCCAAGUAUUGUUCAAUGGGGUGAAAAAAAUUUUGGUAAUUAUUUAGGAGUUGAUAAUAAAGAUGAAUGGUUGAAAUAUGAUCCAACUUAUUUAAUUAAACAUUAUGAUGGUGAAGAACAUCCUGAUAUUUUAAUUCAUCAAGGUUUAAAAGAUCCAUUUUAUGAAAAUCAAUUAAAACCUGGUAAUUUAAUCGAAGCUGCUGAUAAUUAUAAAGGUAAUAUCGAUUUACAAUUAGUUGAAGGUUAUGAUCAUCUGUAUUUUUUCAUUAGUUCAUUUGUUGAACAACAUGCUAAACAUCAUGCUAAAUAUUUAGGUUUAUUAUAA
Candida tropicalis MYA-3404 is the source of this 858-nucleotide messenger RNA. RefSeq names its product S-formylglutathione hydrolase. Gene Ontology annotation, cellular component: cytosol. The transcript has a single exon. The coding region runs from base 1 to 858 and encodes 285 amino acids. The record is from RefSeq and is a predicted model, not a curated record. Lineage: Eukaryota; Fungi; Ascomycota; Pichiomycetes; Serinales; Debaryomycetaceae. Gene Ontology annotation, biological process: formaldehyde catabolic process. Gene Ontology annotation, molecular function: S-formylglutathione hydrolase activity.